AUGUCCGUGAUCAGCGCCUUGCCUUUCCUGAAGCCCAUUCACCUGAGGCCUCCGCGGAGCUCGCCCGGACGCCAACGCCGCCACACGCUUCCCGCCAGCGAGUUCCGGUGCCUCACUCCCGAGGAUGCAAUCAGCGUAUUUGAGAUUGAGAGAGAAGCAUUUAUCUCCGUUUCGGGCGACUGCCCCCUUCACCUGGAUGAGAUCCGCCACUUUCUGAACCUGUGCCCUGAGCUGUCGCUUGGCUGGUUUGAAGAAGGCCGACUGGUGGCUUUCAUUAUAGGAUCCCUUUGGGACCAAGAAAAACUCAGCCAGGACGCACUGACUCUGCACAAGCCCGGUGGCACCACCGUGCACAUCCACGCGCUGGCCGUGCACCGCACCUUCCGCCAGCAGGGCAAGGGCUCCAUCCUGAUGUGGCGCUACCUGCAGUACCUCCGCUGCCUGCCCUACGUGCGGCGGGCCAUGCUGAUGUGCGAGGACUUCCUCAUCCCCUUCUACCGGAAGUGCGGCUUCAAGGUGCGGGGCCCCUGCGAGGUCACCGUGGGCUCGCUGGCGUUUGUCGAGAUGCAGUACCCCGUGCGCGGCCACGCCUUCAUGCGCAGAAACAGCGGCUGCUGA
Emys orbicularis (European pond turtle) is the source of this 618-nucleotide messenger RNA. It is a transcript of the gene AANAT, whose product is annotated as aralkylamine N-acetyltransferase. The coding region runs from base 1 to 618 and encodes 205 amino acids. Lineage: Eukaryota; Metazoa; Chordata; Testudines; Emydidae. Gene Ontology annotation, biological process: response to light stimulus; circadian rhythm; melatonin biosynthetic process. Gene Ontology annotation, cellular component: cytoplasm. The record is from RefSeq and is a predicted model, not a curated record. The transcript is spliced from 3 exons. Gene Ontology annotation, molecular function: aralkylamine N-acetyltransferase activity.